Saccoglossus kowalevskii is the source of this 1083-nucleotide messenger RNA. RefSeq names its product N-acetyltaurine hydrolase-like. Gene Ontology annotation, biological process: catabolic process. The record is from RefSeq and is a predicted model, not a curated record. Gene Ontology annotation, molecular function: hydrolase activity, acting on ester bonds; zinc ion binding. Lineage: Eukaryota; Metazoa; Hemichordata; Enteropneusta; Harrimaniidae.
AUGGCUAACCCAGCUCUAAAGUCGUUGUCUGGAAAAGUUCUGACAGUUACUGGACCCCUUGACCCUGAGGAGCUUGGCAGAACCUUGACUCAUGAACAUCUUUCUAUGAACUACUCAUACUUUUACCAAGAGACAGAGAAUACAGUGAAAGCAAAUGAACCAAUAACCUUAACUAACCUUGGAUGGGUUCGGCAUAAUGAAUAUUCCAGUAAAUUUAAUUUGAGGCUGUGUGAUGACAAUGAGGCAGUCGUUAAUGACUUGAAAAGCUUCAAGAAACACGGUGGUUCAUCAUUGGUUGAAUGCACAACCCUUGGAAUUACUCGUGAUGUGCGUAAAUUGAAGCAGUAUUCAGAAGCAACUGGAGUGAACGUCGUAUCCGGAACUGGAUUUUAUCUUGCUGGUGAUUAUUCAUCGCAGCGAGCAGAAUUUGAUAUCAUACAUCGUUUACAGUCCCAAUCUGAAGAAGAGAUUUGCAAGAUGUUGAUGAAUGAUAUUUUAGAAGGUGCCGAUGGCAGUGACAUCAGGUGUGGUGUGAUUGGUGAAGUUGCUAGCUCCUAUCCUAUACCAGAUGUUGAAAAGAAAGUUCUGCGAGCAACAGCAGCAGCUCAGAAUGAAUUGGGAUGCCCAGUUAUACUUCAUCCGGAAGAUUAUCCAGAUGCACCGUAUGAGAUUAUGAGGGUGUUCCAGGAAGCGGGAGGUGACUCCAAAAAUACUGUGAUGUCACAUCUAGAUUAUUGCUUCUUUAAACCAGAGGAAUUUGUUGAAUUUUCCAAACUUGGAACUUUCAUGGAAUUAGAUUUUUUCGGUUGUGAAACCUCAUACUGGCAAUUCAAUGAUAUUGACUUCCUGACUGAUGCGCAACGAAUACAAUUAGUAAAAGCAUUAGUAGAGGAAGGAUACGAAGACAGGAUUGUCAUUGCACAUGAUAUACAUACAAGACACAGACUGGUUGAGUAUGGUGGUCAUGGUUACGCGCACAUACUUGUCAAUGUCCUUCCAAAAAUGUUAAAAAGAGGAAUAUCUCAAGAAGUGAUUGAUAAAAUCACUGUCACAAAUCCAAGACGAUGGCUGACAUUCAAAUGA